This is a messenger RNA of Labrus mixtus (cuckoo wrasse), 1743 nucleotides long. It is a transcript of the gene ctdspl3, whose product is annotated as CTD (carboxy-terminal domain, RNA polymerase II, polypeptide A) small phosphatase like 3. NCBI's taxonomy places the organism in Eukaryota, Metazoa, Chordata, Actinopteri, Labriformes, Labridae. Bases 150 to 1280 code for a protein of 376 amino acids. The transcript is spliced from 11 exons. Gene Ontology annotation, molecular function: phosphoprotein phosphatase activity. The record is from RefSeq and is a predicted model, not a curated record.
AGCGGGGCGGAGCUACACACUGCUCGCUACUGUUUAACCUAACCUGGCGAUCGGGGUGAAAAAGAAAAGCAAAACAACGGCGCUAUUACCUCCAUUACAGCGGACCAGUUUCUAGUUUCAUGUCUGUAAGUUCCAUUUGAGGAAAAACAAUGAGACUUAGGUCUCAAAGAACCGUUGAAACUUGCUGCGAGUCGCCGAGGAGGACCCGCCGCCGACGGGACGACAAAGCAACACCGAGACGAGCGCACCUAUCGGGGGACGAAAGCCCAAAGCUUCAAAGAAAGGAUGAUGACACCUUGGAAAAUGACCCUCACCAUUCAGAUGACGAUAUUCCGACACUUACAAGGCGGGUUUGCGGUCGGCCCAGGAAGAGGGCAAUGGCUGUGGAUGAUAGAGAAACAGAUAUGGCCUUCAAGACUCCAAUCAUGCGCCAUGAGCGCAUUCUGUCAGAGAUCGACCCUGUGACCCCACAGAAUACAACAGCAAGAAAAAUCUACUCGCCCAUCGUGCGUUUCCUCACACCCAGUAAAGAGAAUGUGAAAUGUGUAGGUACGGGAAACAACGUGUUGAUGAGCCCUGAACAAGGAGUCUUUGGCUUUGGCUCCAUAGACCUUUUGGCUGGAGAGGAAGACGAGGACGUCUUUAGUCCCUUUACCUUCAUAAAAAACGUACCUCUGCAGUCUCAACACUCCCGACCAAAACUCCUAGAUAUUCCCCCGAAAACCAGGAGCACUCCAGAGGCCACGCUGGUGGUUGACCUGGAGGAGACGCUGAUGUUCAGCUCUCUGAAUGAGAUCGAGGGGGCAGAGUACACCUUCUACACAGCGUUCCAGGACCACCAGUAUAAGGUGCACAUGAUUCUACGGCCGCAUGUCAAAGAGUUUCUUCAGGCUAUGGCUAAAAUCUAUGAGCUGUUUGUUUACACAUGUGCAAAGAAGGAAUACGCUGAGAAGGCGCUGAACAUCCUGGACCCGCAGAGGAAACUGUUUCGACAUCGUCUGUAUCAGGAGGACUGUGCCUGUGUUCUUGGUCACUACAUCAAAGAUCUCAGCGUGCUGGGAAGGGACCUCGCCAAGACGGUUGUUCUGGACAACGCCCCCCACACAUACCCAUACCAUCUGAUGAACACGAUUCCAAUCAAGAGCUGGUCCGGAGAGUCGGAGGACAGAGAUCUUCAGAAGCUCAUCCCCUCCAUGGAGAAACUGUCUGCAGCAGAGGAUUUUCGGGAGGUGCUGAAGAAGAGGAAGGAUCACUUCCACAGGCUGCUGUCAGAAGACUAACAGGACCCAUCCCCCUCCUCCCUGUAAAUACUUUGUGACUUUCACAGCUAAUGUUGGCUUUUUUUAUGCUUUGGCUAAAAGCAGAAUCCAAUUUGAAUUAGCGGACCUGAAGUCUGACCUGCUCGUCCUCCCUGAUGACUUGAAAAGACGGCAGAUCGGUAUUCCAAACAUGCUGCUGGUCGUUCGUCACCAAAACACAGUUUUUUGGAGACUCAUUCCACGGGGCAAUAAAUGCCACCCAGUCUAUGUGUAAAUAUACUAAACCAAACUCACCACGUGUUGUUUAUAUUCCUCAAAUUUUAAUUUAUUGAUUACAUUGCUAAACAUAAGGAAAUCUGUAUAUUUUGAAUAUCUUUUUUAUGCAAUAAAAUGAUCCUAUGAUAUAAGGGAAAACCAAAAGCUUUUUCAUUUAUUUUCUGUACUUAGUGUAUAAUACGUUUCAAUAAAGUGUGAACAAAUCAGA